Leishmania major strain Friedlin is the source of this 1866-nucleotide messenger RNA. RefSeq lists its product as hypothetical. NCBI's taxonomy places the organism in Eukaryota, Euglenozoa, Kinetoplastea, Trypanosomatida, Trypanosomatidae. The transcript has a single exon. Bases 1 to 1866 code for a protein of 621 amino acids. The record is from RefSeq and is a predicted model, not a curated record.
AUGGACUACUUGCGCUCGGCGUCGUCAGGGACGCUUGCGGCCUCUCCGCAUUACCUCGGUGGGGUGAGUGACUCCUUAGCUCACUUGCCUCCGUUGUACCAGCUGCUUUCUUUGGGCGGUGUUUUCUGCGUGAUACACCUGCGUAAUAACGCUGUUGUGACGUGGCUCGUGGUGCAGUUGCACAGUUCCAUUGGCACUGAGGCGAUGUGGCCAGAGGAGUACAAGGCCACGCUACGGGCCAUGACCUUCACGGAGCGGCUCUGUUUCACACUGUACGGUGCCGCGCUGGCGGCGGUGGCCGUCGUCCUCUUCCGCGUCUUCUGCCAGGAUACUUGGAAAAUUGGCUUGAGCGCAGGUCAGAUGUUCCCCGACAAGAAGCUACCAACAAUUGCCAUGGUAGUCUUCAUGUGCGUCGCCGAGGGCAUCCGACUGCAACAGGUGAUUGUGCAGGAGUUAUACACUCCUGGGUCGCUGGCGAGACUCGCCAUGCACGGCUUCGACGGGAUCGAGGAGAGCGAGUAUGACCAGAGAGUCUCCGAGAGCAACACCCAUUUUGUGAUUCAGUUUGAGCUCCUUCGCGCCUACCUGGCGCAAGCGUGCGUCCACCGCGUCCCUGUCAUUCUCCUCGCCGGAGCCUACCGCUUAUUUCGCGAUGUGCCCAACAAGGCGCAUGUGGCAUUGCGGUGGUACAUGGCGACUAUGGCCGGCUUCACUGUUGCGCAGGAGAUGCUCAGGAUGUACAUCCGGCACGUCUGGACAGACUGGAGCCUGUGGGUGAUGGUUAUUUGGUCCCUCGUCUUCCUGGGUGUCGUGAACUAUGUGUACGGUCUGUCAAAACGGGCUGGAACGGUGGUGACGAUCUCGUCGACGAACUGUGUGAAGGAGGCAUUGCGUGGCCUUGUCACGUGCGGCUCGCUGUGGCUCAUCGCCUCACUGAUAGUUCUCGCCUUCGUUGUGAGCGUGCACGAAGAGCUGGUACUUAUCUGGCUCUUCAUGUCGCUCAUGAUCCUGUGGACGCCUGCUAUCAUCGAUGCGUGUGCUACCGACUACAUGGCGUUUCUUGCCAUUGGUGCGGGGUGCAUGGUGUAUGCCAUGGACGGCGUCUCCUCCGUGUGGGCGAGCGUGCGCUUUGGUGUGCUGCACUUCUUAUGGUGGUUCUUUCCCUCUCUCCUGUACAACGCGACGCUGCACCUCUUCGCAUCCCGCUACAUCGCCAUGACGGUCGCGGCUUCCUGGUUUUUGUGGUCGCUGGCGCCUCCGAGCGAGCUCUUGAAGAAUGCCGAGUCGGCCGCGGAGCUUGGCCUAGAGGAUGGUCACGGUGUUGUGCACCUGUUCACGGCACGCGUGCUGUGGCUCCGCGCUGUAGCGGACUUCCGCACCCUGCCGGAAGGGUCAUGGAUUUACGGUCUGACGCAGGGGGACGGCGAGCGCGCCUUUGAUCUCAUCCUCCACGCGGCAGCCUCGGCGUGCGCUGUGUGUAUCGCGAUCAGCUUUGCCGUGGAGCGCCGCUUCACCGCCGAGGCACGUCUUGCGUGGCGGCAGCGUGACAUCGUUAGUGCCACGCCGGCUGUGCUGCUGCGUAAAAUGAUUCGCACCGUUGUGGUAGUGGGAUGCGUGGCUGCCUCGGCAGGGAUGUGGUGGGUGGUGCGGCAUUACGUGCUCCCGAUGUGGACGCAGCUACUGCCUGACAUCAUCAGCAAAUUGCUUGCGACGGUGGCGGCGGUGACAGUGCUCGGCAACCUCAUGGACAUGCAUGAUAGUAUGUACAUCGCAUGUAUGCGCAUUCUGGGUCUGCCGGACCCGCUUUUCAGGAUUGAUGAGCAGGCGGCCGCCAGCGACGACAUGGCCAGUUCCGCCACCUCGUAA